Messenger RNA from Trichomonas vaginalis G3, 693 nucleotides. RefSeq lists its product as uncharacterized. The coding region runs from base 1 to 693 and encodes 230 amino acids. The record is from RefSeq and is a predicted model, not a curated record. The transcript has a single exon. NCBI's taxonomy places the organism in Eukaryota, Parabasalia, Trichomonadida, Trichomonadidae.
AUGGCUUUUGAAUUCAAUUCUAUCUUCCAGUAUCCACAGUAUCUUUACUGGACAUGCUGUAUAGCCCCUCUCAUGUCACUCAUAUUAAUUAUUUUAUGGGAUUGGCAUAUAAAGGGCGAAUUUGACACAACAAUCGUCGUUCCUAUCGCUUUCAUUUCAACAGCAUCAGCCAGAACAAUCAAUGGAUGGGCUACAUUCUUCACAACUCUUUCUCUUUAUUUCCUUACAGGAGAUGUCUUCAAAUUCUUAAGAAGAGCAGCUCCACGCAAAACAAAACCAUUCAUGUACAAAUUAGCACGUUUGAUGUAUCCAAUUGCUUCCUAUCCAUGCCUUUUCGCUCAUAUUAUGGCAGCAUUUUACAUCGCCCGUUUUCCAAAGAACCAGUUAGUUUAUCACGCCAUGGCCUACUCUCUCCAGCCUGUUUUAUUCGUUCUUGUUGAUAUUUGCUGCGCUUCUAUUGGCAGAAGCAUUGGAUUUUGGCUUUAUCUCUUCGAUUUAUUCCUUUGUGCCAAUGUUGCAGCAUACAUUUACUACGGAUACGAAAGAUACUACUGCAUGACCGAUGAAUUCCCAAUUGAACUUCUUGCUCUCUUGGGAUACGCCCAAUGGAUCGGAAACGCCAUCAGAUGGCCAAUUGUCGGUUACCAAUUGAGAGGCAAUAUAUUCUUCCACUUGGUUGUUAUUGAUCAGUAA